Vicia villosa (hairy vetch) is the source of this 2539-nucleotide messenger RNA. Its product is annotated as protein ESMERALDA 1-like. NCBI's taxonomy places the organism in Eukaryota, Viridiplantae, Streptophyta, Magnoliopsida, Fabales, Fabaceae. Bases 227 to 1918 code for a protein of 563 amino acids. The transcript has 10 exons. The record is from RefSeq and is a predicted model, not a curated record.
CUGUCCCUCUCUUUGUUCUCCAGCACGCCUUCUUUCUCUCUCUAAAAACGUUACCUGCUAUCAUAAAUUAAAUAAACGCAACCUGAUAUUCUCUCUGGUUCCUUCCGUGCCUCUCUCGCUCUCUCCUUUUUUUUCCUGAAAAAAAGGGUCAGAGAGGGAGAGAGAGAGAGCGCGCGCCGCACACACACCGUAACUAUCAUGUGACACCGUCACAUUCAAUCAUCCAAUGCACCCUUACAACCGGCUACCGUCCAGUGGCCAUUCAUCGCCGUCUCCUCCCGCCUCGCCUCUCCGUUCACCUCGUCUCCGUCACACCCGUUCCAAAACCGGCCGCUUCUCUCCGGCUCAACCUGCUCCACGAACCUACGCUCAACGCCUCGCUUGGCUUUUCCUCUCGGUUCUCCUCCGUCGUCAAGGCAUUUUCCUCUUUGCGCCUCUCAUCUAUAUCUCCGGUAUGCUUCUCUACUUCGGGACCUUCUCGUUCGAUGUUGUUCCCAUCAUUAAGCACCGUCCUGCUCCUGGUUCUCUCUACCGUAGUCCUCAACUUUAUGCUAAGCUUCGACAUGAAAUGGAUGCGGAUAAUUCUUCCGCCGAUGCGAUAUCAACAAUAUGGAAGAUUCCAUAUAGAGGUGGUGAAUGGAAACCAUGCGUACACAAAUCUUCAGAAGGCCUUCCUGAAUCAAAUGGAUACAUUUAUGUAGAGGCUAAUGGUGGCUUAAAUCAGCAAAGGACAUCGAUAUGCAAUGCUGUUGCUGUGGCUGGCUAUCUUAAUGCUACUCUUGUGAUCCCAAAUUUUCAUUAUCACAGCAUAUGGAAAGAUCCUAGCAAGUUCAGCGACAUUUAUGAUGAAGAAUAUUUUGGCAAUAUCUUGAAAAAUGAUGUACGGGUGGUUGAUAAGAUUCCCGAGCACAUGAUGGAAAGAUUUGGCAGCAACAUGACAAAUGUUUUCAAUUUCAGGAUCAAGGCAUGGUCAUCCAUUCAGUAUUACAGAGACGUGGUACUCCCAAAGUUACUUGAAGAACGGGUUAUACGGAUUUCACCUUUUGCAAAUAGAUUGUCAUUUGAUGCUCCUCCUGCUGUCCAGCGUCUCAGAUGCUUAGCAAAUUACGAGGCUUUACGAUUUUCCAGUCCCAUAUUGUCCCUGAGUGAAUCUUUGGUUGCAAGAAUGAGGAAGCAAAGCAUAGUGAAUGGCAGUAAAUAUGUCUCCAUUCAUCUUCGUUUUGAAGAGGAUAUGGUUGCUUUCUCUUGUUGUGUUUUUGAUGGUGGGAAACAGGAGAGAGACGACAUGGUUGCAGCAAGAGAAAGAGGUUGGAAAGGGAAAUUUACAAAACCUGGACGAGUUAUACGUCCUGGAGCAAUCAGGAUCAAUGGGAAGUGUCCCCUCACUCCAUUAGAGGUUGGCCUUAUGCUUAGGGGAAUGGGUUUUACAAAGAACACCUCCAUCUAUUUGGCAUCUGGAAAAAUAUAUAAUGCCGAGAUAACAAUGGCCCCUCUAAGGGAAAUGUUUCCUAAUUUGCACACCAAGGAAACUUUAGCAUCUGAGGAGGAACUUGCCCCAUUUAAGAAUUAUUCUUCCAGGAUGGCUGCUAUAGACUACACAGUUUGUCUUCAUAGCGAGGUGUUUGUCACAACACAGGGCGGUAACUUCCCUCAUUUUCUACUGGGCCACCGGAGAUACUUGUAUGGUGGACACUCUAAGACAAUCAAGCCUGAUAAGCGGAAGUUGGCAUUACUCUUUGACAGUAGCAAUAUUGGAUGGAGAAGUCUCAAGCGUCAAUUGCUGAGCAUGAGGUCACACAGUGACUCCAAGGGAGUUGAGCUCAAAAGGCCUAGUGACUCCAUAUAUAGCUUUCCAUGCCCAGAUUGCAUGUGCCACGCAAAUAGAACCGUUGAUUCUAAAUCUUUAUCAGCAACUUGAUCUAUUGACAAAAUUUUAUGGGUGUUUCUGUUUCCUUUGACUUUAAGAAUGUGCCUUGCUGCAUUUUAAGAAUGUGCCUCGCCACAUUUCCCCCCUUUCCAUAUGAUGAGAGGGGCAUCCAGAAUUUGGAGGUUAACAAGAUUUUGUUAGAGGUUUUGUAGUCCUGGUUAUUUCUUGUGACUGGAUUUCAAGCAAGUGGCAUCUUUUUUUCACAUGAUGCAAGUUGAGAACAGAGUAAAAAUUGUGCAAUUGCAAGAGUGUUGACUGAGCUUUCUUUAAUAUAUGGAAGAUUGAAUUAGCAGCUGAUGUAUCUGACAAGCUAUGAAAGAACUAACAUCCCAUCACACCCUGCAUGUAAAUUACCUGAAGAUUGUUCACCGCGGGUUUAAGGCUGUAGCAACAGAUUUUGUGUACAUUAGCAAAUUCAACUUCGACAUUGAGGCUUCGUAUUUUGUUUUUUGUUUUCCCUUGUAUUGAGGGGGCCCAUUGUUAGUUGUAAGUCUGUAUCGGAGUACAUUUGUUAUUCUUUUACAUUGGUACUCCAUUGUUUUAGUGAUGAUACCAGUGAAUGUAAUUACUUUAACAUUAAUGAGUAGCAAUUGCAAAAGAUGUUUUUGAGUU